Messenger RNA from Neocloeon triangulifer, 3241 nucleotides. RefSeq names its product maltase-glucoamylase-like. The transcript has 20 exons. Gene Ontology annotation, biological process: carbohydrate metabolic process. The record is from RefSeq and is a predicted model, not a curated record. Lineage: Eukaryota; Metazoa; Arthropoda; Insecta; Ephemeroptera; Baetidae. Bases 78 to 3188 code for a protein of 1036 amino acids. Gene Ontology annotation, molecular function: carbohydrate binding; alpha-1,4-glucosidase activity.
GGUUCAUCAAGUUCGAGGCAUUUGAGAUUUACACGUCCGCACUCUGUAUCUGACUGUUUGUAGAGCAGGCAGAAACGAUGGGCUUAUUUUUCUUAAUAUUUGGUUUACUUGCAUCACAUGCAAGCGCAUCGUCAGUGUCUAUCAAAAAUGCGAAGACCUGUGAAUCGCUGGGAUUUUCUGGUGCAGAGACUUGCACUGUUGUCCGUGGAUUUUCUGGUUUAAAGAGCUAUGAGGAGCCGAGGGGCUCAAAUAGACCUAAUUCGAUGAUCUACGUGGCUGUCUUGGACGAAAACGAAUUUUCAGCAGGCAGUGAUGAAAUUUUCCAGCUCUCGACGACAACGACCGAUAUUAGUAUUUCGCCAAAAGUGAGUUCAACCGGAAUUUUGAACCGGGUACAAAUUUACAACUACCCUGGAGAAAAUGUGCCUCGAUUCGUUAGGUUGAAUGGGGAGCUUCUUAGACGCGGCCACAUCCACUAUCACAGAGAUUUAAAAAUGCUCGAAUUACUGGAGCUCAAUAUUCCCCUUGACCAAACCACCCACUUGACCCUCUCGAGGAACGACAGAGCCGGGGACCAGAUUGAAUGCGCCGUGUCAUACAACCAACGCAACCCGGACUACUCGAUCCCGCAAAGUGCUUGUUUCUCGCCGUGCACUUGGGACGGCAGCAAUUGCUGGAUGCCUGAUUUUACAAGCUACGGCUACGUUGUGGCCGGUGCCGCAACAAACACGUCCGCUUCCAUUACCAUUCCUCUGAGGAAAUUCGGAUCUGCUUUAUAUGGAAUGGCUGUGGACAACAUCGCCGUUGACAUAACCAUUUUGACAGAAAAUUCAGUCCGAAUCAGAUUCUACGAUCCGGUUAAUCAAAGAUACGAAGUGCCAAUUAACAUCAACAAUGCCCCACCUGAGAGGGCCAUCUCAACAAAUGAAUUCGAUGUCAUUUACCCUGAGCAGGAAGGCUCGGUAUUUUUCUUACGGAUAGUUAGAAAAUCUACUGGGACAGUCAUAUUCGACACCUCCAUAUCUGGAAUCACUUUCGAGGACCAAUUGUUGAGUUUGGCUAUCAGGCUGCCCUCGCGAAACGUUUAUGGAUUGGGCGAAAGUUAUCAUCCAACGUUCCGCCGCGAGUUGGACGACUCGACUUGGCCACUCUGGGCGAGAGACGAGCCACCAAAUCCUUUUGCCAAAACUAGUUUGUAUGGAACUCACCCUUAUUACUCGGUCAUUGAAGCCGACGGAAAUGCGCACGGGGUGCUGCUUUACAACAGCAAUGCGCAGGAGUACAUUCUGCAGUCGGGCGCUCCUGCCGUCGUUUUCAGGACAAUUGGAGGAGUUCUCGAUUUGUACGUGAUGACUGGCCCAAAACCCGAGGACGUCACGCGGCAGUACACUUCUCUUGUCGGACGGUCCUUCCUGCCGCCGUACUGGUCAUUCGGCUUCCAACUCUCUCGUUACGGCUACAACAAUUUGCAAAACAUGAAAGACGCCAUCGCUAGGACCAAAAGCUGCAACAUUCCAAUUGACGUUUUUUACGGAGAUAUUGACACAAUGGACCAACAAGCGGACUUCACAAUCGACCCGGUCAAUUUUGUUGGCCUCCCCGAAUAUGUGGAUGAGCAGAGGGCUCUUGGCAUGCGUUACGUGCCGAUCAUCGACCCUGCCAUUCCUGGAAACCGCGCAGGCUAUGACACAUACGAAAGGGGUCUCAGGGCGGACGCUUACAUUACCACGGCGGAAGGAAACAUUCUUUUUGGAAAUGUGUGGCCGCCAGAGCCGGUAGCUUUCCCCGAUUUCUUCCGCACCGGCACACUGAACUGGUGGAUCGACGAAAUUACGCGUUUUUACCAAGUACUCAGAUUUGAUGGCCUCUGGAUUGAUAUGAACGAACCUUCUAAUUUCAACACAAACAUUCCUGACCCCGAGGGCGAUUACACGCUUUCCUGCCCCGCGAGCAUAUAUGAUGACCCUCCUUACGUUCCAAAGGCUGGUCGACUUGGCCCCACCGACAGGCUGAAUGACAAAACGAUUUGCUUGACAACCACGCAAGGCGACAAUGGAAUUUUCAGGCAUUACGAUGUACACAACUUAUACGGCUAUUCAGAAACCAUUCCCACCUCACGUGCUCUCCAGUCGGCAACCAACAGGAGAGGGUUGGUUUUCACUCGCUCCAGUUUCGUGGGCAGCGGAAUUCUCGGCGGUCACUGGACCGGAGACAAUUACGGCUACUGGGAUCAUAUGCAGUAUUCAGUUGUUGGUUUGCUGGACUUUAACAUUUUUGGUCUGCCGUACGUUGGUGCCGAUAUCUGUGGCUUCUUUGGCGACUCGGAAGAGCGUUUGUGCGAGAGAUGGCAAGAGCUUGGAGCAUUUUAUCCAUUUUCCAGAAAUCACAACACCAUAGGCACGCUUGAUCAGGACCCGUGCACGUGGCCGGCAACUGUUGGCGAGUCUACAAGGAAAGCCAUGAACAUCAGGUACACCCUUCUGCCCUUUUUCUACACCUCGUUCUACCGAGCCAAUCAGGGCAUCGACGGAACCGUGAUCAGAUCUUUAGCUUGGGAAUUCACGAGUGACCAAGAAACGUGGAACAUUGACCGGCAGUUCUUGUGGCGCGACUCGCUUUUGGUCAGUCCGGCUCUUGAUAUCGGCGCGCUCACAGUGACCGCGUACUUCCCUGCUGGAAAUUGGUUCGACUAUUACACGGGUGAAAAAAUUACUUCAAUCGGCCAGUACAUGCUGCUUGACGCGCCCUACGAUUUCAUCCCCUUGCAUGUGAGGAGUGGUCGCAUUUUGCCCACCCAGGAGCCGGCAAACAACACGGUCUUCAGCAGACAAAACGCGUUCGGUCUGAUUGUGGCCCUGGACGCAACCCGCAACGCCGUCGGCGACCUUUUCUGGGACGACGGCGAGUCCAUCGACACCGUGGCCGGCGGCACCUACCACUACAGCACCUUAAAUUUCGCCCAGGACACAUUGACUCAAACCGUGGACCACGCGUAUCCUGCAGCCCUGCAAGGGCUUCUGCUGGACAAAAUCGAGGUUUUGGGCAACAACGGCCAAGUGCCCACUGGUGUCACCGGCGACAUCAGUAUCGAUGCUUCAAUCGCCUACGACCCAACAUACGACAAAGUCAUCCUUACCGGUGCAGCUAUUCCAAUGGGACUGCCCUUUUCAAUAACCUUUACUUACUGAAAUUCCACCAAAAACUGUAAAAUUUGAGGUUAAAAAUAAAUGUAUUUUGAUUA